AUGUUUCGUGGGCAGCAGAAUCCGUUCGAUGAGGCUGUCGCUAAGGCGACAGAUGAGAACCUGACAUCCGAGAACUGGGAAUAUAUUCUUGAUGUUUGCGAUAAGGUUGCUGCAGAAGAGUCGGGAGCGAAAGAUGCAGUUGCUGCUUUGAUUAAGAGACUGGCGCAUCGGAAUGCCAAUGUUCAGCUAUAUACUCUCGAGCUCGCCAAUGCCUUAGCGCAGAACUGCGGUCCAAAGAUUCAUCGUGAAUUAGCAUCAAGAAGCUUCACGGAUGCUCUUUUGCGCUUGGCAAAUGACCGUAACACCCACCAACAAGUCAAGUCAAAGAUUCUCGAAUGUAUGCAGGAAUGGACGGAGAUGUUCUCUACAAACCCAGACUUUGGAAUUAUGGAGCAGGCGUAUAUGAAAUUAAAAACACAGAACCCAAACUUGCAACCACCCUCGAAACCUACCAAGCGCGAGAUUACUGAUAUUGACCGCCAGAAAGAGGAAGAGGAACUGCAGAUGGCGCUUGCUCUUUCAAUCAGAGACAAAUCCGCAGCACCUCAGGAGACACAGGUCGAGACUAGCCCGUCAGGCUCUGACCCAGCCAGUCAAGCACAAGCAACACAGUCCCAGGCAGUUCCUUCAGGUACUUCCGCUGCCACCGUUUCGCGCGUCAGGGCCUUAUUUGACUUUCAGCCCUCUGAGCCCGGUGAACUUCAGUUCCGUAAGGGAGAUAUCAUUGCGGUUCUCGAAUCCGUAUACAAGGACUGGUGGAAAGGUUCCCUGAGAGGCCAAACCGGAAUAUUCCCACUUAACUACGUGGAGAAGUUGCCCGAUCCAACAGUGGAAGAGCUGCAACGAGAAGCUCAGAUGGAGGCAGAAGUGUUUGGCCAGAUAAAGAACGUCGAGAAGCUGCUGACGCUUCUGAGCACACGCAGCUCUGAUCUUAACGUUCAAGAGAACGAGGAAAUCACAACACUAUAUCACUCGACUUUGGCGAUUCGACCCAAGUUGAUUGAACUUAUUGGGAAGUACUCACAGAAGAAAGAUGAGUUUACGCAGCUUAACGAGAAAUUCAUUAAAGCACGCAGGGAUUAUGAAUCCCUUUUGGAGGCAUCCAUGUCGCAUCCUGCGCAGCCCCAGUAUGGAAGACCAGGCCAGCCACCGUAUGGGUAUCCCGGAGCUGCAGUACCUGUCGGAUACCCCCCAGGCCCGCCUCGGGCUGACCCUCAGCGCUACUUCUCUCCUCGCCCUCAAGAACAAACGCAGCUUCCUUACCGCACAGCGACCCCUGACCAGCGCAAUCCUACACCGUCAGGGGGAGCACCAUUCCAGCCUCCACAGCAGCAACCUUCAGAUUCUUACCAACCGGUCCAUCACCGUCCUCAGUCAACAUAUGAGCAUCCUCAGGAACUAGGAACCUCCGUAUACGACUCUCCUGUUGAUUAUGCUCAGAACCAGCGACCGCCGUAUUCUCAGGGAGCACAGGCAGCGCCCGCUGCUCCGCAGCAGUUUCCUCAAGCCCAGCGGCAAGAUUAUUCACCAUCUACAUACCCCCCUGGUGAUGCAGCGGCGCCUUCCUCAAUAUCUAAUCAGCCACAGCCCCCAUACGCACAAACUCAGCAGCAGGUCCCGUAUCCAACUUCUCCAAAGCCAUUUGCCGGCAAUCCAGCACACCCUGCAUUAAGUGGGGCUCAGCCCACGCCUUUUGCGUCGCUGAAUGUUGGUUCUGGAACGGACUACCAUGCGUAUCGUCCGCAACGUGAUGGUCCUACUAGUUCGAGCCCGACCUCAUACUACCGAUAG
This is a messenger RNA of Monascus purpureus, 1791 nucleotides long. The record is from the annotation of a GenBank genome assembly. Lineage: Eukaryota; Fungi; Ascomycota; Eurotiomycetes; Eurotiales; Aspergillaceae.